This is a messenger RNA of Cyphellophora europaea CBS 101466, 765 nucleotides long. RefSeq lists its product as uncharacterized. Bases 1 to 765 code for a protein of 254 amino acids. The transcript has a single exon. The record is from RefSeq and is a predicted model, not a curated record. NCBI's taxonomy places the organism in Eukaryota, Fungi, Ascomycota, Eurotiomycetes, Chaetothyriales, Cyphellophoraceae.
AUGGCGGCAACAACACAGCUCCCUGCUGAGAUCUGCAGCGAGAUCUUCGCCUAUGCACUCGCUCCAGUCAAAGACAGCGACAUUCGAACGAUCCCUUGUCUCAAUCUCCUAGCAGCUUGCAAGCAAAUCCACAACGAGACAUGCUUGCUACCGUUCCAGAGUAACACGAUUUCUCUGCCCGCCAUUACCGACUCAUCAACAUCCGCGUCCUUAAGCCUGCUCCAGCGUCUUUCCGCGCGACAGCUGAGGGCUGUGCGUGGACUCAAUCUGCAGGUGGUGGGCUCAGUCCUUGAUGCCACAGCGGCUGCCAAGGUGUUGCGGCUAUUACGCCUUGGUAAUGACCAGUGGGAUCUGACCCUCGACUCUGCUGCUCGAUUCCUGCCACGCUAUGAAGGCGAUCUGAGGGAGCUAUCCAUCACUGUCUCGUCCAGAGACAUCGCUGUGCCGCUGGCUGACGGCAGGACUGGGCUGCAAAAGACUCUUGACCCGGCAUCAUCUCCUCUGAUGUCUUGGCUCCCAGCGUUCCAAACAUUACGGAAGCUUCAACUGCGAGUCCGGGUAAUGAGCGAUCAGCAGUUCCCCAAGGAGCUGCGAGAUCAGUUACAGUUGACGCUUGAGGCGAGAAUGCCUGAGACGCAAGUUCAGACCCAAUUCGAGGCUCUGAGUGGCCCGGAUGCCUUUGUGGAUGACUUCGAUAUGUAUCCGGACAGCUACAUCGGCUUAUGGGGCAACGUCUGUCCUUACCGGUGGAGUAUCACCAUUUGA